AUGGCGGAUCAUCACCCGGUUCCUGACAACAAACACAAGUCCUCUCUGAACUCUGGAGGGCCUUCGUACUCGGGGAAUGGACGGAGCAGCACGGCCGUGGCUGAGAGAGCUAGUGGUUUCAGCUCCAGGCUUUUUGCUGUCAUCCGCUUUGAGAGCAUCAUCCACGAGUUCGACCCAUGGUUCAACUACAGAUCGACUCACCACCUCACCACUAAUGGGUUCUACGAGUUCCUGAACUGGUUUGAUGAGAGAGCGUGGUAUCCUCUGGGCAGGAUUGUUGGAGGCACAGUUUACCCAGGGUUGAUGGUGACAGCGGGACUCAUACACUAUGUCCUAAAUCUCCUUCAUAUUACAGUCCAUAUACGGGACGUUUGUGUAUUUUUGGCCCCAGUUUUCAGUGGGCUUACGUCCAUCUCCACCUUCCUGCUGACCCGGGAGCUGUGGAAUCAGGGGGCGGGGCUCCUGGCAGCCUGCUUCAUUGCCAUCGUCCCAGGGUACAUCUCCAGAUCCGUCGCUGGGUCUUUUGAUAAUGAAGGAAUUGCCAUCUUUGCACUGCAAUUCACCUACUAUCUGUGGGUAAAAUCAGUGAAGACCGGCUCCAUUUUCUGGGCCAUUGGAUGCUGCCUCUCCUAUUUUUACAUGGUUUCUGCUUGGGGCGGCUAUGUUUUCAUCAUCAACCUGAUCCCGCUGCAUGUGUUCGUGCUGUUGCUGAUGCAGAGGUUCAGCCGCAGAGUGUAUAUAGCCUACAGCACCUUCUACAUCAUUGGCCUGGUGCUUUCCAUGCAGAUCCCCUUUGUGGGAUUUCAGCCAAUCAGGACGAGUGAACACAUGGCGGCUGCAGGCGUGUUCGUGCUGCUGCAGGUUUACGCUUUCCUCCAGUAUCUGAAGGACAGACUGACGCGACAGGAGUUCCAGACGCUCUUCUUCCUGGGAGUCGCUCUGGCCGCUGGAGUCGUGUUCCUCUCUGUUAUAUACCUGACUUAUACAGGCUACAUCGCACCAUGGAGUGGACGCUUCUACUCCCUGUGGGACACUGGUUAUGCAAAAAUCCACAUCCCGAUCAUUGCCUCGGUGUCGGAGCACCAGCCCACCACCUGGGUCUCCUUCUUCUUCGAUCUGCACAUCCUGGUCUGCACCUUCCCUGCUGGACUGUGGUUCUGCAUCAAGGACAUCAACGAUGAGAGAGUGUUCGUUGCGCUGUACGCCAUCAGCGCGGUGUAUUUUGCCGGCGUGAUGGUGCGCCUCAUGCUCACGCUGACUCCGGUCGUGUGCAUGCUCUCGGCGGUGGCCUUCUCCAGCGUCUUUGAACACUAUCUGGGAGACGACAUGAAGCGGCAGAGCCCACCGGCCGAAGACAGCAGCGACGAGGACGACAAGAAAAACGCAGGCAACCUCUACGACAAGGCCGGGAAGGUGCGCAAACACGUGUCCGAACAAGAGAAGGCGGAGGAGGGGCUCGGACCCAACAUCAAGUCCAUAGUGACCAUGCUGAUGCUGAUGCUACUCAUGAUGUUUGCGGUUCACUGCACAUGGGUCACCAGCAACGCCUACUCCAGCCCCAGCGUGGUGCUCGCAUCAUACAACCACGACGGCUCUCGUAACAUCCUGGACGACUUCAGAGAAGCGUAUUAUUGGCUGAGGCAGAACACUGACGAGCAUGUCCGAGUCAUGUCGUGGUGGGAUUAUGGAUACCAGAUUGCUGGCAUGGCCAACAGGACCACCCUGGUGGACAACAACACGUGGAACAACAGUCACAUAGCGCUGGUGGGAAAAGCCAUGUCUUCCAAUGAGACCGCGGCGUACGAGAUCAUGAGGUCUCUGGAUGUGGACUAUGUCCUGAUCAUCUUUGGAGGGGUCAUCGGUUACUCUGGAGACGACAUCAACAAGUUUCUGUGGAUGGUUCGGAUCGCAGAAGGGGAGCAUCCAAGAGAUAUCAGAGAAAGUGACUACUUCACUCCUCAGGGAGAGUUCAGAGUGGACAAAGCAGGAUCUCCAACACUUCUCAACUGCCUCAUGUACAAGAUGUCCUACUACCGCUUUGGCGAGAUGCAGUUGGACUUCCGGACCCCGCCUGGUUUCGACAGGACCCGGAAUGCAGAGAUUGGGAACAAAGACAUUAAGUUAAAGCACUUGGAAGAGGCCUUCACCUCGGAGCACUGGCUCGUCCGCAUUUACAAAGUGAAGAAAAUGGAGAACAGAGAUCGAAUGGAGCACAAGCUCAGGACCACUGAUGCCAACCGACAGAAGUACACCUCCAAGAAGACAUCCAAGAGGAAGCGUGGAUUUGUCAAAAACAAGCUAAGUCUAAAAAAGGGACGAAAACUGAUCAAGAAAUCUCGAUAG
Molecule: messenger RNA, 2343 nt
Organism: Knipowitschia caucasica
Lineage: Eukaryota; Metazoa; Chordata; Actinopteri; Gobiiformes; Gobiidae
Source: the annotation of a GenBank genome assembly